This is a messenger RNA of Cinclus cinclus, 1275 nucleotides long. It is a transcript of the gene EDNRB, whose product is annotated as endothelin receptor type B. The record is from RefSeq and is a predicted model, not a curated record. Bases 1 to 1275 code for a protein of 424 amino acids. Gene Ontology annotation, cellular component: membrane. Gene Ontology annotation, molecular function: endothelin receptor activity. Gene Ontology annotation, biological process: enteric nervous system development; vasoconstriction; G protein-coupled receptor signaling pathway. NCBI's taxonomy places the organism in Eukaryota, Metazoa, Chordata, Aves, Passeriformes, Cinclidae. The transcript is spliced from 7 exons.
AUGCCCAUCCUCCUCCUCCUCCUGCUGCUCCUCAGCUGCCGCGCCGCCGCCGAGGAGGACGGCUCGCUGCUCCGGCCGGGCCCGGACAGGCAGAGCUCCGCCGCCGCGCCCCCGACGGCCGCGACCCCCGCGCUGCACAACGCGUCCCGCCCGGGCGCGCUGCCCAAGGGCGCGGGGCCGGCUGGAGGGCGGCCGCGCUCCGCCUCGCCCCCCAUGUGCACGGGGCAGACGGAGAUCAAGGAGACUUUCAAGUACAUCAACACGGUCGUGUCCUGCCUGGUCUUCGUCCUGGGCAUCAUCGGCAACUCCACGCUGCUGCGGAUCAUCUACAAGAACAAGUGCAUGAGGAACGGGCCCAACAUUCUCAUCGCCAGCUUGGCCCUGGGCGACCUGCUCCACAUCAUCAUCGACAUCCCCGUCAACGUCUACAAGCUGCUUGCAGAGGACUGGCCCUUUGGUGUUGAAAUGUGCAAAUUAGUGCCUUUCAUUCAAAAAGCAUCAGUGGGCAUCACAGUGCUGAGUUUGUGUGCCCUCAGUAUAGACAGGUACCGAGCAGUUGCUUCUUGGAGUCGCAUCAAAGGUAUUGGAGUGCCAAAGUGGACUGCUGUGGAAAUUGUCCUGAUCUGGGUCAUAUCAGUGAUACUGGCUGUUCCAGAAGCUAUUGCAUUUGACAUGAUUACAAUGGAGUACAGAGGAAGGUAUCUUAGAAUCUGCUUGCUUCAUCCCACGCAGAAAACAUCCUUUAUGAUGUUUUACAAGCAAGCUAAAGACUGGUGGCUGUUCAGCUUUUACUUCUGUUUGCCACUGGCUAUCACAGCAUUUUUCUAUACUCUCAUGACUUGUGAGAUGUUACGAAAGAAAAGUGGGAUGCAGAUUGCUUUAAAUGACCACUUAAAACAGAGACGUGAGGUGGCCAAAACUGUGUUUUGUCUGGUACUUGUUUUUGCCUUGUGUUGGCUCCCACUUCACUUAAGCAGAAUCUUGAAACUCACUAUUUAUGAUCAGAAGGACCCCAACAGAUGUGAACUUUUAAGCUUUUUUCUUGUGAUGGACUACAUUGGUAUUAACAUGGCUUCACUAAAUUCCUGCAUCAAUCCAAUAGCUCUCUAUUUGGUGAGCAAAAGAUUCCAAAACUGCUUUAAGUCAUGCUUGUGUUGCUGGUGCCAAUCCAAAGAUCUGUUGUCCCUGGAGGAAAGGCAGUCCUGUUUAAAGUUCAAAGCUAAUGAUCACGGAUAUGAUAAUUUCCGCUCCAGUAACAAGUACAGCUCUUCAUAA